AGAUAGAUAGAUAGAUAGAUAGAUAGAUAGAUAGAUAGAUAGAUAGAUAGAUAGAUAGAUAGAUAGAUAGAUAGAUAGAUAGAUUUUUAGAAUUGAUUUUCCACAAAUGUCUCUCAGAGGCACCAGUGUUGAUUAUUCACACUUCGCUUUGGAGGUCUCAUAAUGGUUUGUGUACACACAGUGAGACAACAGGUCACAUUGCUGUAUUAUGAAUAAAUGAAGAUCCAUCUUAGCCCCAUUGAGAAAUGUUGUUUCCAUAGCAACAGAGGGAGAAUGAUUGUUAACCCACCGAGACCUAGAAAGGGAGUGGUACUUCUUUAUAAAGAAAGAGGUGAAAGACAGAAAUACAUUCUGUGUGUGUGUGCGUGGAUGUGUAUGUGUGAGUGUGUUUCGUGUGUACAUUCAUUCAUAGCCCAUAGUGCUGGCAUUCGAAAGCAAUAGGGGGGAGUAAGAGAAAAUUAGUCUGACCAUCCAUUGAUUUCCUCCUCCACAUUCAUUCAUGAGUUUCCCCAUUAUUUUCUGCUUUCAGUUGCAUAAACGCCAGUGGCUUAACCACCACUGCACCUCCUCAUCUCCAUAUUCUCCUCCUCCUCUCAGUAUCCAAUCUCCUUCAGCCCUCCACCACAUCACACAAAUAGUCUUACCCCAGAACACCCACACAAACACGGUCACACAUUCCUCCUUCAUCUCUCUCUUUCCCUCUCUCACACACACACACACCCCCCUGCCCAGGGAUUUGAAGAUGUGACUGAGGCUGGUUUGUAAUCUGAUGAAAGACGAGUAUAAUCCUGAAGCUCCCUCCAUCUUUUUCACUGCUGGAGUGAGGAUGCUGAAGGAGCGGACAAGGGCCAGGAUGGGUGACGUGUGAUGGAGAGUGCUGUACGACGGAUUCUGCCUUUAUAAGGACCUGGACUGACGCUGCACUCUUGGGAGUCUGGGAUGACCAUUGUAGAGAGUGGACAGGUAAAGACGUGCCAGAGAAGACAGUAAAUAGAAGCUUCGCCUGUGAUUGAGACACAAGCAGAUAUCUGAUGGCAGAGGCUGGACACACCAUAUCAUUCCCACCAGUGGGAACAAUCCCCUCAGAUCCCCUUGUAACAGCUGACUGCGGUUCAUCAGAGUUGAAAGCUGAAGAUGUGCUCAGGAACAGCUCCGGUGAAGCCUCAUCCUCCGCAACAGAGCGCCUAAACCAUUGCCAGAUUGAUCAACACGAUGCAAGUUGUCACAUUGCUGAGACCCAUGGAAUCGACAGUAUGUGUUUACACCCAAUGAGCCAUCAGAAUAAACAUAACUGUAGUGGGUCACUGAUGGUGCACAAGGACCUGAAUGAUCACAGUUUGUUAUCAAUACAAAGAAGCCACUCUGAUAGCUUGCAGAGUUUUAAAGAUGCCGCAGCGUCUCCUCACUACUGUGAAAUGGGCGCAUCAUUUUGCCAAGGACGAGAGAAGGAUGUUUGUGCGCAGUCAUUUCCUUCUUUAGUGUGUAAACAGGCCAUGCCGCUUCAACAAAGCAAUACGAUGACCACGUCCAUCAGAGCUGGAAGCAGUGGGUCGAGCAGCCCAACUCAACCAGCCAAACACAGUUUCAUUCAGAUAUGUGAAGUCAUUCCAGAGUCCACCUGCCCCAAAUUUGAAGAGCCUGUUUGUUGCAACUCUCACUUCCAUCAUGGAGCUUUCAAGGACACGUUUGCUGCGUAUUGCCACCCACAGCCUAUUCCUGCCCCAGCACAACUAAUUCCACACUUGGUAGGAAUGGAUGAGAGCUACAAGGGCCAGGGACAAACAGGCAACCUGCUCGCUCUUCCUCGGCUCAUCUCCUCUGUCAGUGAGACUGGGUUGGAUGGCAAUCGACUCCUACGCUGCUGCAAUAUGGACUGCUCUUGGCCUGGUCCAUUGCGUCCAGUUGACACCCAUCAAUGGGUGGAUGAAAAGACAAAGAGGGAUGCGAGUACCAUGACCUCACAAAAAGACCUGAAAGAUGUAGGAGUGCAAGUGGGUCAGGACACCAAGGAGCUUCCCCAGCACGUUUUCCCAGAAGUGUGUCUUGUCCAGCAGAAGACAUCAAAGAGUCAAAAGUCUCCGGUAAGGGAGGUGAAAUGGGAUGCUGAGGGAAUGACCUGGGAGGUGUACGGAGCCUCGGUUGAUCCAGAAGAACUCGGACUUGCGAUUCAGAAACAUCUGGAGAUACAGAUCAAAGAGACUAAGGGAAUAGCUGCAAAACUUUCAAGGCAAAACACAACAACAUCCCAGCACAGCUCAGGAUCCAUUCAGAAGAGAAAAAAGGGAUUUUUGGGAUCCCUGCGCCACCCAGCUUGCUGUUCUGGGACCACGGGUGCAGUAGAUUAAACCACGUUUCUGGAAUAACCCCAAUGCAGCACAUUUUGCUGAAUUUUCACCAGCUCAUUAGUAGAGAGUCAUGCAGCGCUGUAAUUACAGGCAUUACUAGUUUCCAACUUGUAAAAAGUGUUCAAGUCCUUGUAGAACUUAUAAAUCGGGAGGUGUAACUUGUACCACCUGACCAUUGCAGAUUCUUUUAGAUGCCACGUAUGGCUGUCAUAUAAACAGAUCAUUCCACGUCUGAGGAUGUAAACAGCUCAAUGUUGUACAUCAGAUGUCAUUUUGAAAUUACAGCUAGUCGAAAGAUUCAAAUUGUGUAGUGUUGGGGUUACUCAAAAAACGUGUUUGGGCAUUACUGAGUUAAAGGACCUGAUUGAGACAUGUAGAAAUAUUCAAUAGAAAGGUCUAUAUCUCAAAAACUCUUGAGUAUUAAAUUUGACAGCCAAGCAAGAUUCCAAAUAGAACAGAUUCCAAAUAGGGGAUGUUUUUAGCAGUUACUUGGCCUACAGCAACAGUAAUACAUGUCAGAAAAAUCUGGUCUUCCCUUCAUUUUGAAGUCUGCACUUCAAAGGGAUAGUUCACCACAAAAUGAAACUUUCCUCAUCAUAUACUCACACUUACUCAAGUGAUUCUGAACUUGAUUUUCUCCUGUGAACACAAAUCAAGAUGUUCUGAAGAAUAAUUGGAAAAUUCAAUCCAUAGUAGGAAAAAAAUGCCAUGGAAGUCAAUGGCUGUUUUUUUUUACCACAACAUUCUUCAAAAUUUCUCAAACAGGUUUGUAACAUGUGUAAUGUAAUGUGUAUUUUUAUAGCAAUGGCAGCCACAGGACAACAGCGCCAGUGCGCUCACCACACCAGCUAUUGAUGGAGUGGACAGAUAGUAAUAGAGCCAAUUCAGUGGAUGGGGAUGAUUGGGAGGCCAUGAUGGGUAAGGGCCGAUGGAGGGAAUCUGGCCAGGACACCGGGGUUACACCCCAUGCCAUGGGAUUUUUAAUGACCACAGAGUCAGGACCUCAGUUUAACGUCUCAUCCGAAAGACGGCGCUCACUGAUAGUAUAGAGUCCCCUUCACUUUACUGGGGCAUUAGGACCCACACAGACCGCAGGCCUCACUAACACCACUUCCAACAACAACCUAGUUUUCCCAUGUGGUCACCCAUCCAGAGACUGACCAGGCUCAGCCCUGCUUAGCUUCAGUUUGUAACCGGUCUUAGGCUGCAGGGUGAUAUGGCUGUGAUGGAUGAUGAGUAAAUGAUGGCAGAAUUUUCAAUUUUGGGAUAACUAUUUCUUUAUUUGCUGUAGACAUUUGCUCAGUAUAUUUAAUAUUUUAUUAAUUUAGUAAAAGAUUGUGGGUUAUUUUGAAACAUAACUGCUCUUUUGGUUGUUUUCCACGACCAAAAGAUUAUUGUUAUUAUUAUAAGUCGUAACAUAAAGCAAAUCUUGUUUAAUUCACUUGUUUAAAAACUUGUUAAAGCACUGUGAUCUGGGUCAGGGUAAAGAGUAACUGUGGCGCCACCUGCUGGUUAAAGCAUGACAGUAACACAUAAGUGUGAUAUUUUAGUGCAAUUCAAAAUAUUUUACUAUAUUUUAAAAUGAAAUUUCUAUGAUGUUCCAGUCUGCAUUGUAAAAUGAUGGUUUAGUUAUCAUUACUGUUUGUUGCUUAAGACAAAGCAAUUACUUUUUUUUUCUUAUUUUAAGGGUUUAAUUUUUGUUUACUUUUUAUUUUAGCCUAUGCUUCCCGAAUAAAUAUAUUAUUUUAUAAAACUCUUACUGACCCCAAACUUUCUAAAUCUUAUACUUCUAAUAUAAUAGUACUAAUAAAUAUUAGCAUAUUAGAUGUAGCAGGUGAGCUUAUUAGUCCUUACAGUUGAGUAGACAUUAAAUUUCUGAAUGAUACAAUUUCCAGUCAGAUUCACUUGAAAUGGGUCUGCUGGAGCAUGGCGUAACAAGUAUGAAUUUCUGAAAUAGAAGCAGGAUUAUUAUCAGAUUUACACAUGUUGUCACAGAAGUAGAGUCCAGUUUGUUUAGUUAUCUGUCAAAAGCUAAUCAAAUGUUUCACCAGCAGCAUUGUUUUUGUCUCUGUAUUCUAAUGUAACAAUAAAAGCAAUAUGACAGUUAAU
Messenger RNA from Danio aesculapii, 4454 nucleotides. RefSeq lists its product as uncharacterized. Lineage: Eukaryota; Metazoa; Chordata; Actinopteri; Cypriniformes; Danionidae. Gene Ontology annotation, biological process: neuron projection development. The coding region runs from base 1032 to 2345 and encodes 437 amino acids. Gene Ontology annotation, cellular component: plasma membrane. The transcript has 2 exons. The record is from RefSeq and is a predicted model, not a curated record.